AUGAUAUCUACACUUCACCUCGAUCAAGGAACCAUGUUUGCUCAUGCUCUACGCGGAGUCGAGACUUGUUUUACCGUGGCCAUGGAGGACUCCUAUGAGUCAAAGAUCGGUCACGAAGAUUUCAACCCCGAUACGGUCUUCCGCGAGAUGGCCACCCUUGCAAAUGAGCUGUCCAAUGUAUUUAAAACUGGACUCACACCUCGCCAAGAAGCGGCAUUCGUGAACCAUAUUCUGCACUCACUCGCAUGGAUGGUGUACGGCUCAAAUAAGAUCGAGAAAGCUGGAAGUAACUCAGAAAUUACUCUCAAACUCUGUCUCGCCAUCUUCUGCGGUAAAGAGGUUCCCGAGGAGAUUGAAGAGCAAGACCAAGAGUACUUGUCACUCAAGGAGAGUCUCAUAAGCCAAAACCUUCCUGCAGACACUUCGGCUGUCCUGCGUAGUCGACAGGAGGUAGUACAACAUGCCAAAGCUGCAGCAUUUAUGAUCGACCAGCUGUGCAUCCGUGGCCAGGACCUGAGCGAGCAAAUCAUCCUCGACGCCCAUCGCAUCCUGACCUACAAAGUUGACGCCGAGACUACCCUCUGGAUGGAAUAUAGUGGCGUGUACCGAUCACACGAAGUGAGUGCGGGCCUACAUGCAUUUCCUCAUCCCUCCCUGGUCCCAUAUAAAACGAAGUCCAUGUUCCACGAGCUCAAGUGUGACCUGAAAGAAGCUACGACAAAUGGGACAAUCGACCCUAUCGCCUUGGCCUCGAAGUAUACGCACAUAUUCGUGAAUAUUCACCCAUUUAUUGAUGGUAACGGCCGAAUGUGCCGUUUGAUUCUCAACUCGAUAUUGCUAAAGUUCGGGGCCUUCAUUGCUUGUAUUGGGGUAGACGAAGAUGAUCGAUCGAUCUAUAUGGAAAUCGCUAUGAACGGAGGAGCUCUUGAAAAAUUAUACGAAGAUGCCGAGGAAGAAGAGAAGCCCAAGCUGUACAAAGAGCUGGCCAGUUAUGUUUUAGGUCAUGUGAAGAAGAGUAUGACCGAGUUGGUUAGUGCUGUGGCACAAUGA
This is a messenger RNA of Penicillium mononematosum, 1050 nucleotides long. Its product is annotated as Fic family protein. The record is from RefSeq and is a predicted model, not a curated record. Lineage: Eukaryota; Fungi; Ascomycota; Eurotiomycetes; Eurotiales; Aspergillaceae. The coding region runs from base 1 to 1050 and encodes 349 amino acids. The transcript has a single exon.